AUGCAAGACUUGGUUCGCAUCCUAGCUUACGCGUAUGAUGUGCACUGUCAUCAAGUAAAUAUCUCAGAACGGCAUCCUGCAGCCGUGGCUCGCCGCCGGCGAAAAGAAGGCCGUCAACGACGUCAACGCACUACUUUUAGCACAGAACAGACGUUGCGUCUAGAGGUGGAAUUUCAUCGGAACGAAUACAUUUCGAGAAAUCGUCGUUUUGAAUUAGCUGAAACAUUGCGCCUUACCGAAACGCAGAUAAAGAUUUGGUUUCAAAAUCGUCGUGCGAAGGAUAAACGCAUCGAGAAGGCACAAAUCGAUCAGCAAUAUCGAAACUUUGUCGUGGCCAAUGGUUUUAUGACCACAAUCAUGGGACACACAGCGGCGAGCUAUCCACCCCCCAUGCCAAUGAUAACGAAUCUUCACCAGAAUUUUUACCAACAGCACAGCCAUAGUAAUAGUGGCGUUUUACAACCACCAACAACAACAACAACAACAUGCACGCUGCCUGUACCGCCACCACCAACGUUGCAACAAACAACGCAACAGCAAACGCUGCGAAACUCGAUAACACCGCAUACACUUACACCUUCCAGCAACAACAUAGUCGGUGCUACACCCCCAACAUUUAACGCCAACUUUAACACACAAACAACAACACAUACGGAGCUACAGCCACUGCUGGCCACAAAUCAUCACUACGGCAAUUUGAAUGAGCGGAGUUAUUACAAGCAAGCAAACGGAAGCGCUGGUGGCGGUGGCUUAAGUUCACUCAUCGAUUCGUGUUAGCCAAUUUCGAGAAUUAAUUUGCGGUUGCUUAUUUUGAAUUGUAAUUUUUUGCAAAGUAAAUAUGUAUUUUUAAGAUUUCUACGGAAUAUACAUAUGUAAG
Messenger RNA from Rhagoletis pomonella (apple maggot), 877 nucleotides. It is a transcript of the gene ro, whose product is annotated as homeobox even-skipped homolog protein 1. Gene Ontology annotation, cellular component: nucleus. Bases 1 to 777 code for a protein of 258 amino acids. Gene Ontology annotation, biological process: regulation of transcription by RNA polymerase II. Gene Ontology annotation, molecular function: RNA polymerase II cis-regulatory region sequence-specific DNA binding; DNA-binding transcription factor activity, RNA polymerase II-specific. The record is from RefSeq and is a predicted model, not a curated record. NCBI's taxonomy places the organism in Eukaryota, Metazoa, Arthropoda, Insecta, Diptera, Tephritidae. The transcript has 4 exons.